Molecule: messenger RNA, 633 nt
Organism: Eutrema salsugineum
Lineage: Eukaryota; Viridiplantae; Streptophyta; Magnoliopsida; Brassicales; Brassicaceae
Exons: 1
Coding region: 1-633 (210 amino acids)
Source: RefSeq, a predicted model, not a curated record
AUGGCAAAUUCUGAGAAGUAUGUGCAACCGGCCAUACCAAGAUUUGGUAGCCACUAUAAUUUUUGGUCCAUGACCAUGACCAUGGAGAAUUUUCUCAGAAGCCGAGAGUUGUGGAGUCUGGUAGAAGAAGGAAUCCUGGCAAUGACAGUCGGAACAUCAACGAGUGAAGCACAGAGGAAAGCGGUGGAAGAAGCCAAUCUCAAAGACUUGAAGGUCAAGAACUUUCUAUUCCAGGCGAUUGAGAGGAAGAUUUUGGAGAUAGUUCUUGACAAGAGUACCUCAAAGGCAACUUGGGAGUCAAUGAGAAAGAAACACCAAGGCUCUACAAAGGUGAAGAGGGCGCAGUUACAAGCACUAAGAAAGGAGUUUGAAUUGCUGGCCAUCAAAGAAGGAGAGAAGAUUGAUAUCUUUCUGGGGAAAACCUUGGCGGUGGUUGACAAGAUAAAGAUAAACGGUGAAGUGAUAGAUCAAAGCACAAUCGUAUGCAAAAUACUCCGAUCGUUGACGGUGAAGUUUAACUACGUGGUGUGCUCGAUUAAAGAAUCAAAUGAUCUGAGUACAAUCAGCAUUGAUGAACUACAUGGAAGUUUACUCGUUCAUGAGCAGAGAAUGAAUGGGAAGAGCAGGCUUUGA